This is a messenger RNA of Aphanomyces invadans, 965 nucleotides long. RefSeq lists its product as hypothetical. The record is from RefSeq and is a predicted model, not a curated record. The transcript has a single exon. The annotation marks the transcript as partial. Lineage: Eukaryota; Oomycota; Saprolegniomycetes; Saprolegniales; Verrucalvaceae.
CAUUAUUCAAAACGCAAUGUCGGUGGCAUACUACCCAACGCCCCAUUUCUCGAUGGUCGAACCAUUCCAAGCGAACGGGUUCGCUUCACUGAACGUACAGCGGCCCACACAGCCGCCGCCACGCCUCCACACGAACGCUUCGCCGUCGGUCCACAAGAAACCAGUCGAAGCCAAGCGCCAGUGGCGCGGGACAUGCCGAUACAAGUCGGGUCGGUGCUCCAACGAACGCACGCUCAAGUUCAACGGCGAGAUCCACACCAUGUGCGAAGAACACCGCAUCCGACACAACAACAACCAACGGCGAUCGGAUUUGAAGCGUCGCAUCAAGAAGGCCCCGGAAAUCACAAGCCUUUCGUACCAAGGAUCGAUGAUGCAUCUGAUGCACUCGCCUUCCGGUACUGCGAGCAGUUGCAAUAGCCUGCUACGACCAGCCUUGCAGAAGCAACUAUUUGAAGCGUUUGACCUGGCGUCCAAAGGGCAUGAUGACUCGAUGAUGUUGUCUCCCGAAGCCAUGGAGGCAAUCAACAUGCUCGACGCCGACGACGACAGCCCAGUUCAACUGGCGUCCUGCACAAUGGAAUUGACCCCCCACGAAGUCCAUAUCCUCCACUCGAUUCUCGGCAUGGACGACGAAUGCAUGGGUUGAAGACACCUAGAGGGCCCAACAGUGCACUCGUGAUCCUCUUCCCCUUUGGACCAUAUUUACCAAUUGAUUAUUCGCCGAUUGCGGCGCGCAUGGCCGUGCCAAGAGGCGCGGCUGUAAAGGAAAAUCAACGUAUUCAUUGGUUCUUGAUGUCUGCGAGGGUCAUUUACACGCGUGUGGUGCAAUUGCGCAAGGUCAAGUCGCAUCUCGGAUGUCGAUAAGCCGCGCCAAGCUCGACGUCGCACCUUCCACGUCGCGGAGAACAAGUUAUAGUAUACACCUUCCUUGUUCAACUUAAAAAUGUUGGUGAAGUUGGCAGUGA